GGGGGUGACGUCACUUCCGGCCCGCGAAGGCUCCCCUGCAAGGUCGCUUGCGGGGGAAGGAAGGAAAGGGGGAGUCGCAAAAUGGCGGGCCUGGAGCGCAGCGGGGGCCCUCCGCGGGCGAUGAUGGGCUACACUGCGGACGAGAAGCUCCGUCUGGAGCAGCUGCGGGAGCUGCGGCGGCGCUGGCUCCGGGACCAGGAGCUGAGCCCGCGGGAGCCCGUCCUGCCCCCGAGGAAGCCCGGGCUGGUGGAGGGCUUCUGGGAGCGCUUCCUCGCCCCGGGAGGGCUCUGGAGGAAACAGGUAUUCAAAACCUACAACGCUGGAGUAUUUGUUUUCGUUCGGUUACUUAUUCCUUUUUGGGUUACUCACUACUACGUGAAAUAUCAUCUGUUGAAACAGCCGUAUGGAGUUGUUUCUUCAAAGCCCAAGAUAUUCCCAGGUGACACUAUUCUGGAGACGAAUGAAGUUGUUCCUCCACUAGAAAUACCAAGCAGCCAUCAUUAAAAGGCUCAAGACUUCAGAAACCUGCAGGCAUUUGUCUUGCCUCCUACUGAAAUACAUUACAUAACUCAGAAUCUUAUUUAACAAUUAAAGUGGCUUCAGGAUUA
Molecule: messenger RNA, 608 nt
Organism: Sceloporus undulatus (fence lizard)
Lineage: Eukaryota; Metazoa; Chordata; Lepidosauria; Squamata; Phrynosomatidae
Gene: NDUFB6
Product: NADH:ubiquinone oxidoreductase subunit B6
Exons: 4
Coding region: 82-504 (140 amino acids)
Biological process (GO): mitochondrial electron transport, NADH to ubiquinone; mitochondrial ATP synthesis coupled electron transport
Source: RefSeq, a predicted model, not a curated record